Molecule: messenger RNA, 1251 nt
Organism: Aspergillus vadensis CBS 113365
Lineage: Eukaryota; Fungi; Ascomycota; Eurotiomycetes; Eurotiales; Aspergillaceae
Exons: 2
Coding region: 1-1251 (416 amino acids)
Source: RefSeq, a predicted model, not a curated record
AUGUCUGCUCCUGAAUUUCUUGUAGGGUCUCUGGAUCAGGAGUCCUGGAAUGAGUGGGCAGAACGGUACAAGGCGAAAGGUGUAAGUAUCUAUGAGCUGGAAGCCUAUGAUCCAGCAUCAAAGAUAAAUGACCCCCAAUAUCUGGCUCUGAGGGCGUUGUGGAAGUUUGGGCGGGCUAGUGAGUUCCAUCCAGGCAAAUGGGGAAUCUAUGGUGUUGAGGCUGCCACGGAGAAGCUGGGGGAGCUCAAGCAUUGGAAAAGCUUCCUUGACGCGAUUUCACUAGAGACCAAUUUAGAUGAAAUUCUUCCCAUACAGGAUGACCUUGGCGCUUUUACGCUGAUUUGGUAUUAUGGCCAGCUCAUUCGCUGGGCGCCGAGUGCGGCCGAUGCUGAAGGAAACGCCAAUUUCACUCCAUGGUCCGAGCGAUUGAGGAAGAGAAAACCAGAGUCGAGAAGCAAAACCUUCUCCGAACCAACUCAACCCCAUCCUCAUGCAAUUAAUCUGGCUGAUUAUAUGAAGAUAUAUGGAGACCGGGAGAAGCAAAGUACAGGAACACGUGAACUACCAUCAAGCAGUGAGAGUCAAAUCUGCCAGUCUUCCGAAACUGCCUAUAUUGAUCUAGACCCCGAAGCCUGCAGUGAUGACUCCGGGCUGGAUCCAAGCUACAAGGAGCAGGAAGACUUUCCCCAAGUCUCAGAUGAAAUUAUGGUGAAUGCAUACUUGCUGGGUCUGGCAAGUGUGGUAACCUUCUCUGUCGAAGGCGUCGAAGCCCAUUGGACCCCAGAACGGAAGGGGUACAAAGUUUGUGAUGAGAAAGGCAUCAAGCUGUAUGAAGCAAGGACGGAUGGUCAUAUGUUUCUAUAUAGUAAUGGGGAGACCAAAGCCAUUGUUGAAGUGAAACCCGUGGUGCGAGCCGAAUUACCCAGGGUCAUGAUGCAGGAAGUUGCUCAAAUGGCGGCAUGGAUCCACGCCGAAAAAGACGUUGCCUAUGAGGAAAAGCUGGCGGAACAAUGGUUCCGUCGCUUGCUCUGGUCGAUGAAUCGACAUGAGCUAUAUAUAAUCAUUGCCGAGUAUAACGGGGACUACGUCGACUAUUUGACGAAUCCACGACGCGAAGCGGAAUGCGAAUCUUUCAUGACAAUGAACCAAUUUGGACCAUGGGACAUAAGAAACUCCACUCAAGUUGCUGAAUUUGCUGCCAUAUUGUUGGCAGUAACUUUACAGUUGGGUAAGGGUCUGCCCCUUAUCUGA